Chinchilla lanigera (long-tailed chinchilla) is the source of this 921-nucleotide messenger RNA. RefSeq names its product transmembrane protein 234 (gene Tmem234). Bases 64 to 477 code for a protein of 137 amino acids. The record is from RefSeq and is a predicted model, not a curated record. The transcript is spliced from 5 exons. Lineage: Eukaryota; Metazoa; Chordata; Mammalia; Rodentia; Chinchillidae.
GGCCACUUCCGGGUCAUAGGUCCCGCCCCCUCGUUUCCGGAAGUGGAAGAGCGCGGUGUUGCCAUGGCGGCCUCUCUGGGGCAAGUGCUGGCCCUGGUGCUGGUAGCCGCCUUGUGGGGUGGCACGCAGCCGCUGCUGAAGCGGGCCUCGGCCGGCCUGCAGGAGGUGCAGGAGCGGAACUGGGCGCGACAGUUGCUGCAGGAGAUGAAGACCCUUUUCUUGAAUACUGAGUACCUGAUGCCCUUUCUGCUCAACCAGUGUGGCUCCCUUCUCUACUACCUCACCUUGGCAUCCACAGAUCUGACUCUGGCUGUGCCCAUCUGCAACUCUCUGGCCAUUGUCUUCACAUUGAUUGUUGGGAAGCUCCUUGGAGAAGAUGUUGGUGGAAAACGAAGCCCUGGCCAUGAGGCGCGGACAGUGAGCACGUGGACCAGCUCUUGCUCUGAGCCCCAGCCUCCUCUUCUCAUCUGGAGAUAACGGCUACCUCAUGGAUCACAGCAAGAGAGGAGCAGAGACGGGGUUUUGUGACCUUCACUCCGUGUUCAGUUGCUGGGCAUUAGCCCGGGAGACUUUACACUAGCUCUCAGCAGCGGCUGCUAACCUGGCCUGCUCCACACUCUCACUGUGGCAGGUUCCAUGGAGUGCAGAGCCCACCUGCGUGGAAAGGGCCAGCUGCCGUCUCUGUGUCAGAAGUGAGACCCAGAGACCUCCAGGGCCCGGUCAGAGUACCUUGACUGACAGAGGGCGAGACAGUGCAUCAGAAUGGCAGGUAGGAGAAAUGAGCGGCCUGUCCCCCUUGAGGUAGGUGAAGAUGCUCAACUGUCAACCCCUCUCAGACUGUGAGCCCAGUACCAGGUCCUGAAGCGGCACCAGUGCAACCUCUGGCCGGUAGCAGCCUUCAAUAAAUCUGCACUAAACAGA